GAAAGUCAAGGAGGAUAAUUUCUAAAAAAAAAAAAGGAAAACACCUGGAAGUGAGUGGGAAGAAAUAGUUCCAUGGAUAGCCAAAACUGGCAGGCCUUUGAGGAAUGAAAGAGUGGCUUGGAUCAAACAACCAUCAGGUUCCUUUCUUUGGCCAAGUGCAGAAGGACCAUUUCACAGAGUCAAGGGGAACUGCCAUUACUGGGCCAGAGAAAGCAGCCUCUCCAGAAGGAUAUCCUGGUUGAUGGUAUUGAAACCUGACAAGAGGUCUAGGAGGGACAUAAAGACUGUGCGCCUUCGAUCUCAAACCCUCCAACAGUCCAUGAGAAUUGCAAUCAAUAGCCCUUUUGGUAAUUUGCCAUGGCCUGAAACCAGACCAAGAAGGGCCCAGUGUCUUUACUCCUGCACAGCCCUUUCUCUGGGUGGCAAAAGUCAGAGCUGCAAGCAGAGGAGAGAGAGGAUGCCAAGAAGAGCACUCUGGACAACAGAGAAUGAGAAGCAGCACUAAAGUGCAAAUAAGCUAUCAUUCAAAAUAUUUUCCAAUUCCUCUGGAAAAUUUAAAAACUCUUCUUCCUCAGCAGAUGAGAGACAGGGGAAAGAAUAACAAGAACAAGGUUUUGAGCUGGAAAAAAUAGAGCACAUAGAACUGGAAAAAAAACAUUAAAUGAGAAAUCAAGGAGGAUAAUAUUUAAAUAAAGAAAAAGUGAGGAAGAACUUGAAGUCAGUAGGAAGAAAAAGGUUGCAUGCAGAGCCAAAAUUGCCACGCGUUAAUGAAAGCCUUUGAGGAAGGAAAGACUGGUUUGAACCAAACAACCACCUGGGCAAGAGAUCAGAAAUAUUUUUUGCCACCUCAGGAAUCCAAGCAUAUCAGUGUUGGAAAACCCCCGCAGACUGCGUAAUGUGGGAAAGACAUAGAUUGCAGAUCAUAUCUGAUUCUGCACAAGAGGAUCCAUCCAGUGAAAAGCCAUGCGAAAGUUUGGAGUGCGGCAAAAGCUUUUCCCCGGAAAAUUUCCUCAUGAUUCAUGGAAGUACCCAUACUGGAGAGAAGCUCUACCAGUGCUCCCAAUGUGGCAAAAGAUUUAGCAUUCAUUCCAAUACUGGGGAGAAACUCUUUGAAUGUCCUCUUUGUGGGCAAAGUUUCAGUCAAAAUUCCCACCUGGUGGAACACCAGACACAUACAGUAGAGAAACCGUAUAAAACUCCUGUUUCUGGGAAAAGUUUCAUUCGGAAUUCCCACCUGGUGAUAAACCAGAGGACAUACACAGGAGAAAAACCAUAUCAUUGCCUGGCUUGUGGGAAAAGUUUCCGUUGGAAUUCCCAUCUGGUGGAACACCACAGGACACACACAGGAGAGAAACCUUAUAAAUGUAGUGAUUGUGGAAAAGGUUUCAAUCAGAGUUCUAAGCUUGUGAUACACCAGAGAACUCACACAGGAGUAAAACCAUAUGAGUGUCCGGAUUGUGGGAAAUGUUUCAGUCAGAAUUCCAACCUGAUGAUACAUCAAAAAACUCACACUGGAGAAAAACCGUAUCAGUGUCUAUAUUGUGGGAAAAGUUUCCAGCAGAAUUCUAAGCUUGUGAUACACCAGAGGACUCACACAGGAGAGAAGCCAUAUGAGUGUCCAGAUUGUGGGAAAGGUUUCAAUUGGAAUUCCGAAUUGGAAGUACACCAGAGGACUCACACUGGGGAAAAACCCUAUGAGUGUCCAGAUUGUGGGAAAAGUUUCAAGCAGAAUUCUAAGCUUGUGAGGCACCAGAGGACUCACAUGGGAGAGAAACCAUAUGAGUGUCUGGAUUGUGGGAAAAGGUUCAGUCAUAAUUCGGACCUGGUGAUACACCAGAGGACCCACACUAGAGAAAAACCGUAUGAGUGCCCGGAUUGUGGGAAAAGUUUCCAGUUGAAUUCCUAUCUGGUUAAACACCAGAGAAUUCACACAGGAGAGAAACCAUAUAAGUGUCCAGAUUGUGGGAAAGGUUUCAAGUGGAAUUCCGAAUUGCAAAUACACCAGAGAACUCACACAGGGGAGAAACCAUAUGAGUGUCCAGUUUGUGGGAAAGAUUUCAGUAGUAGGUCUAGCCUUAUAAAUCAUGUUAGGUUACACACAGGGGAGAAACCAUUCAAGUGUCCAGAUUGUGGGAAAGCCUUUUCUCGAAAAAGUUUCCUCAUGAUUCAUGGAAGAACCCAUACUGGAGAGAAGCUCUACCAGUGCUUCCAAUGUGGCAAAAGAUUUAGCAUUCAUUCCAAUCUAGUGAGACACAAGAGGACUCACACAGGAGAAAAACCGUAUGAGUGCCUGGAUUGUGGGAAAAGUUUCCGUUGGAGUUCCAACCUUGUGGUACAUCACAGGACACACACAGGAGAGAAACCAUAUAUAUGUCCUGUUUGUGGGAAAAGUUUCAUUCGGAAUUCCCACCUGGUGAUACACCAGAGAACUCACACAGGAGAAAAACCAUUUCAGUGUCCGGAUUGUGGGAAAAGUUUCCGUGACAAUUCCCAUCUGGUGGAACACCAGACAACACACACAGGAGAAAAACCAUAUAAAUGUCUUAUUUGUGGGAAAAGUUUCAUUCGGAAUUCCCACCUGGAGAUACACCAGAGAACUCACACCGGAGAAAAACCAUAUCAGUGCCUGAUUUGUGGGAAAUGUUUCAGUCAGAGUUCCUACCUAGUGAAACACAAGAGGACUCACAGUGGGGAGAAACUCUUUGAAUGUCCUGUUUGUGGGAAAAGUUUUAGUCAAAAUUCCCGCCUGGUGGAACACCAGACGACACACACAGGAGAGAAACCAUAUAAAUGUCCUGUUUGUGGGAAAGGUUUCAGUCUGAAUUCCAAUCUGGUGAUACACCAGAGGAUUCACACAGGGGAAAAACCGUAUGAGUGCCUGGAUUGUGGGAAACGUUUCAUUCAGAGUUCUGACCUAGUGAAACACCAGAGGACUCACACAGGAGAAAAACCGUAUGAGUGCCCGGAUUGUGGGAAAAGUUUCCGUUUGAAUUCCCAGCUGGUGGAACACCACAGGACACACACAGGAGAGAAACCAUAUAAAUGUCCUGUUUGUGGGAAAGGUUUCAUUCGGAAUUCCCACCUGGUGAUACACCAGAGAACUCACACAGGAGAAAAACCAUUUGAAUGUCCGGAUUGUGGGAAAAGUUUCCGUGAAAAUUCCCAUCUGGUGGAACACCAGACGACACACACAGGGGAGAAACCAUAUAAAUGUCCUGUUUGUGGGAAAACUUUCAUUCGGAAUUCCCACCUGGUGAUACACCAGAGAAAUCACACAGGAGAAAAACCGUUUCAGUGUCCGGAUUGUGGGAAAAGUUUCCGUUGGAAUUCCAACCUGGUGGUACACCACAGGACACACACAGGAGAGAAACCGUAUAAAUGUAGUGAUUGUGGAAAAAGUUUCAACCAGAGUUCUAAGCUUGUGAGACAUCAGAGAACUCACACAGGAGUAAAACCAUUUCAAUGUCCGGAUUGUGGGAAAAGUUUCAGUCAGAAUUCCAACCUGAUGAUACACCAGAGAACUCACACUAGAGAAAAACCGUAUCAGUGUCUGGAUUGUGGAAAAAGUUUCCAGCAGAAUUCUAAGCUUGUGAUACACCAGAGAUCUCACAGUGGAGAAAAACCAUAUGAGUGCCCGGAUUGUGGGAAAAGUUUCCAGCAGAAUUCUAAGCUUGUGAUACACCAGAGAACUCACACAGGAGAGAAACCAUAUAAGUGUCCAGUUUGUGGGAAAGGUUUUAAUUGGAAUUCCGAGUUGGAAGUACACCAGAGGACUCACACAGGAGAAAAACCAUUUGAGUGUCCAGAUUGUGGGAAAGAUUUCAGUAUCAGGUCUAGCCUUAUAAAUCAUGUAAGGUUACACACAGGGGAGAAACCAUUCAAGUGUCCAGAUUGUGAGAAGUGUUUCACACAAAAUUCCUCUCUUAUCGCACACAAGAAACUCCAUAUGAAGCAAAAUUUGAUGUGUGUAGAGGAAUCUUGAAUUUCAUUUCUCUUCUUUCUUUGGCAGCCCAGUUCAGAAAAUAACCAUUUAAUUCCUUGCCUUAUUCUUUUUAUUCAAACAUGUCUUUUUAUUCAAACAUGAGGGAGUGGAUCUGAACUUCCUUUCUCUGGAGUUGUGUGGUUCCUUUUCAAAGCCUUGAGGGGAAUUGCCAUGCUGCGCUACAGAAAAGGCUCUUAGAUCUCUAUUAGGUAUAUUUGUCACCUUGAGUUAUUACUACAUCUAAUUAAGGUGGGAUAUAGAUAUCUAUAUAUAUAAAAGCAAAAACCACUUAUGCCGUAAUCAUGAAAUCUCCAGAACCAUAAAGCCUACAAAUUUGAAAUUUGCCAUGUAUGUUCCUCUUGGCUUCUAGGUGCUCGCUAAGAAAGAAUUUUUCAAAAUGACCAUUAGAGCGCUAGUAUUUCCUAUAUUAUUAUUAACAUACUCUGAUGCUAAGGAGUUCUACUCCCCCUCCCCACCUGAAAAGAAAUCUCUUCCAAAUGCAAAACUCAAGCAGAGGAAAGAAGUUUCACUUUCAGUUUUACUUUCUCAGCAGCAAGCAGCGUUACUACAAAACAGUUGAGCUAAGCCACGCUCAGCCUCUUUCCUAUCUCCUCCUUGCUCAUGCAGCAAAUACUGUUUGAGUUUCCAAACACCCCUCAACUCUCACGCUGAUAGGAUGCUAGCCAGAUGAAUACCAGUGGAUGCUGCGGGCUGGGACAUUCUUACGCCUCCAUUCCCUCUUUUCCAACUGCCAGUUGCAUUAUAUUAACACACACUGAUGCUAUGGACUUACACAUUCUACGUUAAGUUUCAGACUGUAAGUGUCAAUUUAUCAAACCCAAGCACAUAGUUUUGUAGCGAAGCAUGGGCCUCCAGCUAGUGGAGAAUAUUUCAGCAGGUUUUUAGUUGCUUGAGCAACAUCUAAAAGCGGAACCAAAUGUUUUAAAAGUGAGCCUAGCAUAUGUAUGUAUGUAUGUAUGUAUGUAUUGUUGUUGUUGUUGUUUUUAGUUGUGAAGUCAUGUCCGACCCAUCGCGGCCCGAUGGACAACGUUCCUCCAGGCCUUCCUGUCCUCUACCAUCCUCUGGAGUCCAUUUAAGUUCACGCCUACUGCUUCAGUGAUUCCAUCCAGCCACCUCGUUCUCUGUGGUCCCCUUCUUUUGCCUUCAAUCUUUCCCAGCAUUAGGCUAUUCUCCAGUGAGUCCUUCCUUCUCAUUAGGUGGCCAAAGUAUUUGGGGUUUCAUCUUCAGGAUCUGGCCUUCUAGAGAGCAGUCAGGAUUGAUCUCUAGGACUGACCGGUUUGAUCACCUUGCAGUCCAAGGGACUCGCAGGAGUCUUCUCCAGCACCAGAGUUCAAAGGCCUCAAUUCUUUGGCACUCAGCCUUUCUUAUGGCCCAACCUUCACAGCCAUACAUUGCAACUGGGAAAACCAUAGCCUUGACUAUACGCACUUUUGUUGGCAGGGUGAUGUCUCUGCUUUUUAGUACGCUGUCUAGAUUGGCCAUAGCUUUCCUCCCCAGGAGCAAGCGUCUUUUAAUUUCUUGGCUGCAGUCCCCAUCUGCGGUGAUCUUGGAGCCCAAGAAAAUAAAAUCUGUCACUAUUUCCAUUUCUUCCCCAUCUAUUUGCCAGGAAUUGGGAAUGCCGGAUGCCAUGAUCUUAAGUUUUCUUAAUGUUGAGUUUUAAGCCAACUUGUGCACUCUCCUUCACCCACAUCAAAAGGCUCUUUAAUUCCUCUUCGCUUCCUGCCAUUAGAGUGGUAUCAUCUGUAUAUCUGAGGUUGUUGAUAGCUGUUUGAUAGCUGCAAUACUGAUGUGUUGUUUCUUUUCAAACUCUACUUGCAAGCUAUCUACCCACCCCCACCCACUCACUCUCUCCAUCUCUUAUUCCACUACAAUGCCUUUCCUCACCCAGCAAAGGGGGGAGGGGACCCUGUUCUCAUGUCUUUCAGCCCUGCACAGAUGACUCUGAAACCUGUAGAAGCAGAGCACAUGGAUCCAGAUGCUUCCUCCAGAGGAGCCCUCCCAUCCAUUUGAGCCAGGAAUUGGGUUUGGAUCCAACCCUCCACUAGAAAGUCAUCACAGCAACCAGAGGGGAGCAGACCUUCCGAGGCCUGACUGAGCAGCCUUUCCACCAAGCAUGCCACCAGCAGACAUGAAAGAAAGGAUCCUGAGAUGGACCAGUAAAGACCAAGAUGUUUUUCAAUCCCCAGAAGACAGCUGGAAAGAUUAUGGGGGAAGGUUGAGAUUCAUUGUAAGGUUUUCUUUCUUGUCGCAUUUAUAUUGUGAUCAGUUAAUGUACUCGUAUAAGGAUUUUAUUUGAGAGGUGGUUGCCACAGCAAGUUCUGAACAGCUUAGAUUUCUGUCUGGUGGGAGGGAAAUUUGUCCAAAAUGUCUGUAUUUUAGAAGUAGCUGCAUACACAAGAACACACGCAGACACACCAUUCAGAAUUAGACUGAAGCUAUUCCUUUCCCUUAUUUCUACACAAAGCUUCUCCUAGGUUGAUUUUUGCUCUGUGGCACUAAAGCCCAAGCAAUCACUCCCUGCUAAUUCCACUGGGGGAGGAGCAAUUCCCCUCAGGCAAUUCCCUCACUUGGAUAGCAGAAAAAGAGAAAUGGGCAGCCUCUAAUUUAAAGGAAAAUCACGGCUGUGAAGAAUUUUGGGACUUGUGCUUGCUUGAAACCUGUUUGGAAGAUCACAGAAAGUGAUAUUUGACAUCUGAAGUUAAUUAGCAUAGACAAUUUGGAUACUGUACAUUUCUUACUGGAACUUUUCCCCCGGCUGCUAGGUCUUCAUAGUUGAAAGCUUUUGGAAGCCACUAAAGGAAUCAUUUUCUGUUGCCUCUAUCAAUGCCUUCCCCUUUGCAUCAGAAAAAUUAAAAGCACCCAUCGUCUCCCUGAUCUGAUCAAUUUUUAAUCUUUUGCCAAGACUAUGUGUCGUGUCCCACUCCUCCGCUGACGGCCGGGUCAGGGAAAUCCGAAUCAGGCUUGCCUCUGCAGCUCUGCCUAAAGUCCUAGCAAAGUCCUCAGAGCAGGCAGGAGACCAGAAAGUGACUUCAGCAAGAUAAGUUCGACUUUGCCUGACUCAGAGACUGCCAGAAAGCAGAUCCUUUAUAUAGGCCAUGGGGUGUGGCUCCGUGACUCAGCACUCAUUAAGGCCUGCCCCUCCCUUCCUUCUGUUGCCUCCACCUAUCCAGUCUUCUGAUGCAAGGGUCACUCCAAUCAGCAGCUGUUGGAAAUAAACUUUCCUCAGGCUCACAUGCUGUGGAGGAGGGGGAGGGGUCUAGCUGCUCCGUUUCCCUGGGCAUGGAGCCAGGGCUGGGGCCGGGGGAUGCUCCCUCCUCUGCAGCCUGCUUGGGCAUGGAGCCAGGGCUGGGACCGGGAGGUGCCCCCUCCUCUUCAGCUUGUCUGGGCAUGGAGCCAGGACUGGGGCCGGGAGGCAUACAUUCCUCCGUGUUCGGGAGCAGAUAAGAAGGCCCCGGCUGCUGUGAGAGCGGGCAAGACACAACACCAUGUGUGUCCCACCCACAUACUUUGGCAAAAAAGAGGGAUUGCAGAAAGUUAGCACCCACCUCUCUCCUAGAAAAAUGACAUAUUCUAGGAAAUAUUUAAAAGGCAGAAUAUUAUACCUUCCUGGAUGAGAAAAGGAGAAACAUGCUCUUGGAAAGUGACCCCCACCUUCGUUAAUAGCCCCAGAAAGACAAAAGACAUCUUAUCUACAACACAAAAGGCCUGCAGCUCCAGGGUGAUGGGAUUAAGAUAUGGCCCUCAGGACAUGAUAGGAUUAGCCUCUACCCAUUUCACCACAUGGCACCUGGGAAGGUUACAUCACCCAGCAAGGCUCAACCAAGCCUAGGACACAGACAGCCUAUAAAGUUAGCUAAGACCGCUGCCCCCUGGGAGUCUAACAGCCAAUACAUUUCUUGCACAGGAACCACUAAGGCAAGGCCCAAGAGAGUGUAUAAAUCGGUAUCUCUCUCCACUCCAUGUGCCUUUUUCUCCAGGACCUCAAACCAUGUGACCCUGUUCAUCAAUAAACUUUCCUAACAACU
Molecule: messenger RNA, 8028 nt
Organism: Ahaetulla prasina
Lineage: Eukaryota; Metazoa; Chordata; Lepidosauria; Squamata; Colubridae
Product: zinc finger protein 208-like
Exons: 6
Coding region: 896-3982 (1028 amino acids)
Biological process (GO): regulation of transcription by RNA polymerase II
Cellular component (GO): nucleus
Molecular function (GO): DNA-binding transcription factor activity, RNA polymerase II-specific; RNA polymerase II transcription regulatory region sequence-specific DNA binding
Source: RefSeq, a predicted model, not a curated record